UUUCCUCUGCAGAUGGUGGCUUGCAUACCGCAAACAGUCACGAGGCAUUGUUUCUGUUUGGUUCCAAUGGGAGAUCGCAAUCUUUGAGAUCAAUUCUGAUGGCUGUUGAAGUAAACUGUGAUCUGUUGAGGAGACACCGCCAUUUCACCCAUCCCUCUUGGUACCCCGAUCACAAAGAUUCUGAAACAGCAACAGUCGAGCUGAACGUGAGGGAAAACCAUCAAAAUGCUACAACGCCAUCAGGGCAGAGCAACCAGAUGCCAGCACUAGAUGAGAGGCUGAACUUUGGAGAGGACGAAAAGUCGCGCGAUCGUCGGUGGCCCACCUGUUUCGCCUUCACCACAUGCAACCUGAGGAAUUCCAGCUGGCAACCUCACCCGAAGAUCAGCCCCCGAUCACAGGCCGUUUGUGUCGAACGUCCCAGUUUCGGCUUACUUGGCAGUACGAGGAUAAGACUAGGCCUUGAACCAUCACCACCCAUCCACAGGCGAAAUACAUGUGCAAAUGCACAGCGCGAUGUGGAUGAAAACAUCGCCUCCAAAUGCAUGUGUGCCGAAGACGUAAACGAAUCUGCUCGACUGUAUUCCGUGAGGCGCUCGUGUUUUGGGCAAAGCCGCUGAAGUCUCUCGAGGAGUGCACACACUGAUAGGACUGAUGCCAAUCUUACGAGAUUGGACACUCGCAGAUCAGACAUGCACGCUGACGCUUAUGGGUACAUCAUCAUAGCACACGAUACAAGAUGUUGUUCUUGAUGCCAGUUUGGCGGGUCACUUCUUCCUGUCUACCCUGUGAAUUCGAUGGCAUA
Messenger RNA from Dissoconium aciculare CBS 342.82, 805 nucleotides. RefSeq lists its product as uncharacterized. The record is from RefSeq and is a predicted model, not a curated record. Bases 99 to 620 code for a protein of 173 amino acids. NCBI's taxonomy places the organism in Eukaryota, Fungi, Ascomycota, Dothideomycetes, Mycosphaerellales, Dissoconiaceae. The transcript has a single exon.